GGACGAAAGCCCGGCUACUUCUCGUUCCUGGACCCAUUCUCUCCCGCGGUCUGGCUGUUCAUGUUACUUGGCUACCUGGCUGUCAGCUGUGUGCUCUUCCUCGCUGCACGAAUGAGCCCUUACGAGUGGUACAACCCUCACCCGUGCCUGAGGGAGCGAGUGGACAUCCUGGAGAACCAGUACACGCUGGGGAACAGCCUUUGGUUCCCGGUCGGAGGUUUCAUGCAGCAGGGCUCUGAGAUUAUGCCCCGUGCUCUCUCCACGCGCUGCGUCAGCGGAGUCUGGUGGGCCUUUACUCUGAUCAUCAUCUCCUCAUACACAGCGAACCUUGCUGCCUUCCUGACAGUGCAGAGGAUGGAGGUCCCCAUCGAGUCUGCGGAUGAUCUCGCCGAUCAAACCAACAUCGAGUAUGGCACCAUCCACGGAGGAUCCACCAUGACCUUUUUCCAGAAUUCCCGGUACCAGACGUACCAGCGGAUGUGGAACUACAUGUACUCGAAGCAGCCCAGUGUGUUUGUGAAGACCACAGAGGAGGGCAUAGCCCGGGUGUUAAACUCCAAGUACGCCUUCCUGCUGGAGUCCACCAUGAACGAGUACCACCGCAAACGCAACUGUAACCUGACCCAGAUCGGGGGCCUCCUCGACACCAAGGGCUAUGGCAUCGGUAUGCCCCUGGGCUCCCCGUUCCGGGAUGAGAUCACUCUCGCCAUCCUCCAGCUGCAGGAGAAUAAUCGCCUGGAGAUUCUGAAGAGGAAGUGGUGGGAGGGAGGCAAGUGUCCAAAAGAGGAAGACCACAGGGCGAAAGGGUUAGGAAUGGAGAACAUUGGUGGGAUAUUUGUGGUCCUCAUCUGCGGUCUGAUCAUUGCGGUCUUUGUAGCUGUGAUGGAGUUUAUUUGGACGACGCGCCGAUCCGUGGAGUCCGAGGAGGUAUCCAUGUGCCGCCAGAUGUUUACUGAGCUGCGCCAUGCUGUGUCGUGUAAGAAGACGUCCCGUUGGAGACGGAGAAGGCGACCGGCGCGGUCUGGGGGAGUACCUCUAUCCAAGCAGCUGCGAGCUGCCCGGGAGCUGCGGCUCAGUAACGGCAGGCUCUAUCCAGGGCCUACUGGGAGUCUAGGCCUCGAGCCAGGCCUGGGCCCGGGCCUGGGCCCUGGACCACAGCGACUCCUCGAUGACCUGGGCCCUGGGCCGGGCCUAGGCAGGGGCUGCAGCCACAUCCGUAUCUGCCAGGAGUGCCGGAGAAUCCAGGGCCUGAGGACCACGCGGUUGCCCCCGAGUCGGGGCCCAGUACAGGCUGAGGAGCAGCCUCCUGUAUCCGGCCCACCGCCUGAGGCUGGCAACCAGGACUGAGAGGCAGCCCGGCCUGGCCACCGGUGACCGGGAGCUGGCCGGGGGUGGGGAGGGGCCUGGACACCAUGGUCCAGGGUCAGGGCAUAGGUCAGGGCCUAGGGUCAGGGCCUGGGGUCAGGGCCUAGUGUCAGGGCCUAGGGUCAGGGCCUGGGGUCAGGGCCUAGGGUCAGGGCUUAGAGUCAGAGCCUGUGGUCAGGGCCUAGGGUCAGGGCCUAGGGUCAGGGCCAAGGGUCAGAGCCUGGGGUCAGGGCCUAGGGUCAGGGCCUAGGGUCAGAGCCUAGGGUUAGAGCCUAGGGUCAGAGCCUAGGGUCAGAGCCUAGGAUCAGGGCCUGGGGUCAGGGCCUAGGGUCAGGGCUUAGAGUCAGAGCCUGUGGUCAGGGCCUAGGGUCAGGGCCAAGAGUCAGGGCCUGUGGUCAGGGCCUGGGAUUAUGGCUUUGGCCUUGUCCUGCCCUCCCAGAGAGCAGCCUCUUCCUCUGUCUGUGUCUCUGUCUCCCCCUCCCCCCCACCUCGGACACUGCCACCCUCCACCCCUCAGUGACCCUGCCCAGGAACCCACCCCCAUCGUACCCCGGGAUGGGGCGUGUGUGCCUGGCCCCUGACCCCAGCAGCAGCAGCCCUUCCUCCUGUGGGAGUGGGUAUUGGGGGGGUGGGGGGAGGUAAGGAGGGGCGCUGGUGUUCAGUCUGGGGUCAGGGACAGAGCCAGGAGCUGCACAAUGUGGCCAUGGGGGGAGAGAGAGAGACUGGAAAGGAGAGGGGGGAGGGGAGGUCCCACAGCAAAAUGAGAUGGACCGAGAGAGAGAGUGAGAGAGACAGAGAGUGAGAGAGAGACAGAGAGUGAGAGAGACAGAGAGUGAGAGAGAGACAGAGAGUGAGAGAGAGAGAGACAGAGAAACAGAGAGAGACAGAGAGUGAGAGAGAGACAGACAGAGAAACAGAGAGACAGAGAGUGAGAGUGAGAGAGAGAGAGUGAGAGAGACAGAGAGUGAGAGAGAGACAGACAGAGAAACAGAGAGACAGAGAGUGAGAGUGAGAGAGAGAGAGUGAGAGAGAGACAGAGAGUGAGAGAGAGUGUGAGAGAGAGAGACAGAGAAACACAGAGAGAGAGAGUGAGAGACAGAAAGAGAGUGUGUGAGAGAGAGAGAGAAACAGGCAGGCAGAGACAGAGAGUGAGAGAGAGACAGAGAGAGAGAGAGAGACAGCGAGAGAGAGAGAGAGACAGCGAGGGAGAGGCGGAGGAGCACCCUGUGAAGGGCCGGUCGGAGUGAUAACACCGAGGGACCACGGCUGUCCUCACUGAACUCAGGGUCAUUCACUACCUUGUCAAGGAGUUCACAAACCGAGAGGAACAUACACAGACACACACCCAUGUGCUCGGCACUUUUAUCAGCAGCAAACAAUAGACUCAGUGUUUGCACCGAACUGUACCUGGUCUGCAGGAUCCUCGACAGACCGGAACUUUUCUUUCGGUUACUUUAUCCCCCACCCCCUCCUUUUACUUUGCUAAUUUCUAUGUAUAGGAACCAAAAACACAGACAGACAGACAUGCAAAAUAGCGAACUCAGCAAACGGUGAGGACACAUUGGCUCAUUUGAGUGAAUAAAAGA
Messenger RNA from Hemiscyllium ocellatum (epaulette shark), 2951 nucleotides. RefSeq names its product glutamate receptor ionotropic, kainate 5-like. The annotation marks the transcript as partial. Lineage: Eukaryota; Metazoa; Chordata; Chondrichthyes; Orectolobiformes; Hemiscylliidae. The record is from RefSeq and is a predicted model, not a curated record. Gene Ontology annotation, molecular function: kainate selective glutamate receptor activity; transmitter-gated monoatomic ion channel activity involved in regulation of postsynaptic membrane potential. Gene Ontology annotation, biological process: modulation of chemical synaptic transmission; monoatomic ion transport; synaptic transmission, glutamatergic. Gene Ontology annotation, cellular component: kainate selective glutamate receptor complex; presynaptic membrane; postsynaptic membrane. The transcript has 7 exons.